Octodon degus (degu) is the source of this 483-nucleotide messenger RNA. RefSeq names its product fatty acid binding protein 12 (gene Fabp12). Gene Ontology annotation, cellular component: cytosol; nucleus. The transcript has 4 exons. Gene Ontology annotation, biological process: fatty acid transport. Lineage: Eukaryota; Metazoa; Chordata; Mammalia; Rodentia; Octodontidae. The record is from RefSeq and is a predicted model, not a curated record. Bases 1 to 483 code for a protein of 160 amino acids. Gene Ontology annotation, molecular function: fatty acid binding.
AUGGUGGGUGAACUACUAGGAACAUGGAAAUCCAUUUCAUGUGAAAAUUUUGAAAAAUAUAUGAAAGAGCUGGGAAUAGGAAGAGCAAGUAGGAAGCUGGGCUGCCUGGCAAAGCCCACCGUGACCAUCAGUUCAGACGGAGAGGUGGUUACUAUAAAAACCAAGAGCAUCUUUAAGAAUAAUGAGAUCUCCUUUAAACUUGGUGAAGAGUUUGAAGAAACCACACCAGGUGGCCAUAAAACCAAGAGCACCAUAACCCUAGACAGCGACUCCUUGGUUCAAGUUCAGGACUGGGAUGGCAAAGAAGCCACCAUCCGGAGGAGGCUCAUGGACGGCCAGAUGGUAGUGGAAAGCUCCGUGAACAAUGUUAUCUGCACACGGAUAUAUGAGAGAAUGCAACCAACCUCAAGGUCUUGGCACUGUCAGACUGUGACCCAGACUGCUGAGGCUGCUGGACUAGAACUCCAAAGUGGAAUGUCAUGA